Molecule: messenger RNA, 497 nt
Organism: Contarinia nasturtii (swede midge)
Lineage: Eukaryota; Metazoa; Arthropoda; Insecta; Diptera; Cecidomyiidae
Exons: 1
Source: RefSeq, a predicted model, not a curated record
AAAACCGUUUUAUAUGUGAAUGUCGUUUACGGUGGAUUUAUGACUUGCACAAUCAAACAAAGAAUCGCGAAUUGAAACAAUCAUUGGAACGAAUAACAUGCAUGUUGGAACACACACAUCAAGUCAUCAACGACAAUACAUUGAACGAUCCUCGCUAUCAGAUCCAAUUUGACACCGGUGCCCGUCAUACACAACCAUUAGAUUUCGAUGUACACAAUGAUUUGAGCGCCACAAAUCAAUUUAAUGAACGUCAUUCGAAAAUGCGUUCAUCAUCGGCUGAAAAAGUUGAAUUACUGAACUUGAAUCCAAAUCAAUUGCCAUGCGAAACUGUAACUGAUCCAACUGAGCUCCCCCUGCAAAGGGAAUCGGUUUCGGGAUAUGAAAUCGGUGGUUUGAAUUUUAAACUAUUUUCAUCAUCAGCUGUUUCUAACACUGUCACCACAAAUGUCAUUGCAACUGUUAUUAUGGCCAUGUCGACCGCGAUAAUUCUGUCGUAA